ACUCUCUUCUCACACCAAACGAUGCCGGGCAUCCCUUUCGACCACCCUUCUCUUCCAUAGCAGCCGUCGUCUGUGUUUUCUUUCUUUUCUGUGGCUGUCGCCUCGCGAUCUGAUAAGGAAGAUGUUCGCUCCCUGCUGCGGACCCCCGACCUCUUACUAUAUGUGGCCUCAUCAGCAGUUACCAAACCUGUGGACGAGGCCCAUGCCUACGAUGACCAGCACUUUACCCGCCCCUGCCAAGCCCUGCCCCAUGCACGAUCUGACCAAAAAACAGAGAAGUCACGAGAAAUUGCAGAGGGCGUGUUCGGCACCCAAGCCCUUAUUAGGCAAGAAGAAAUUGAGCAAUGCCUCGCAGGGCCCAGGCAGCGGGGAGGGCUCGGAGCCGAAGCACAACUUCGUGGCCGUGACUCAGCUGGAAGACGAACAGGCUAUCCGGUCCGUAGAGUACCAUCCAUCCGGUAAAUUCUAUGCAGUCGGAUCAAACACGAAGGCGCUCAGGAUAUGCGCCUACCCGAACUGCAAGGAGAUCAGACCAGACCAAGAGCCUCGCGAACCCACGGUUUUGUACAAGAAGCAAAAGCACCACAAAGGCUCUAUUUACUGCAUGGCAUGGAAUGCUACAGGAGACCUGCUGGCUACGGGUUCCAAUGACAAAACAGUCAAGCUCAUGAGGUUUAAUUCCAACACGUGUCAGCUCGAAGACAUCGCCCAUCCCCUAACAAUGCACGGCGGUACCGUAAGAGACAUGUGCUUCAUGGAGGAUCUGAGCAAUAGAUCCAAUCUACUCAUCAGUGGUGGAUCAGGUGACAACAAGAUUUACAUCACUGACUGCGAGACAGCCAUGCCAUUUCAGUCAUUAACCGGACACACAGGCCAGAUCUUGUCCCUGUAUACUUGGGGCGGCGUAAUGUUCGUGAGUAGUUCUCAGGAUAAAACCAUUCGAUUCUGGGACAUGAGAACACAGGGAUGUGUUCAUCAGAUUUCUUCAAGACCUGUCGGAGGCACUGGGCCUGGGAGUGCAGCAGCUGCAAUUUCGGUAGACCCUUCUGGAAGACUCUUGGUCGCCGGCCAUGAAGAUGCCACCUGCAUGCUGUACGACAUGAAAGGAAAUCGCAUUCUGCAGACCUUCAAACCCCACACUGCGGACAUCAGGACUUGCCGACUCUCGCCCAAAGCCUUCUAUUUACUCACAGGAUCCUACGACUGCAAACUCAUGUUGACUGACUUGCAAGGUGAUCUUACUCAACAGCUGGCAACAGUCCGAGUCGCAGAACAUGCCGAUAAAGUUAUUCAAGGCAGAUGGCAUCCGAAGGAAUUCACAUUCAUUUCCACCAGUGCAGACAAAACAGCUACUCUGUGGGCCUUGCCUCAAACAUAAAAACACUGAAACUUCCACUGACACAAACAAACAAGCAUUAACUCAUACUUUCACUUACCCCUCAUCAGUAGAAUAUCAUGAAUUUCUGACAGCUACAUUUUUGUUAAAGUAUAUGUUCUGUAUUUUUGAUAGUAUGAAAAUAUAUUGUGUAAUUCCUGACAAACUGUACAUUAAUCUACGAGAAGUGUGUCACAUCACUUUUCUAUCCAGCAAAUUAACCAGAAUUUUGUAUGGAAUAUUUUGCAAGAAUAUAGAGUGAACUACUGUAUAUAAAUGUUAUUGCUUCCUACUGAAUACAGAAAACUUGUGAUAUGUAUUAUUAAUUCUCACAAUCGUUUGUUUCUUUAAUGUACUGAAAUUUUUGUUUUCUAAAUAAAAUCAUCCUAAUUUAACUGGA
Argiope bruennichi is the source of this 1775-nucleotide messenger RNA. RefSeq names its product WD repeat-containing protein 47-like. Bases 122 to 1378 code for a protein of 418 amino acids. The record is from RefSeq and is a predicted model, not a curated record. Gene Ontology annotation, molecular function: protein binding. The transcript has 7 exons. Lineage: Eukaryota; Metazoa; Arthropoda; Arachnida; Araneae; Araneidae.